Molecule: messenger RNA, 738 nt
Organism: Malassezia globosa CBS 7966
Lineage: Eukaryota; Fungi; Basidiomycota; Malasseziomycetes; Malasseziales; Malasseziaceae
Exons: 1
Coding region: 1-738 (245 amino acids)
Biological process (GO): riboflavin biosynthetic process
Molecular function (GO): 5-amino-6-(5-phosphoribosylamino)uracil reductase activity
Source: RefSeq, a predicted model, not a curated record
AUGGAGGUAUUUUUAGGUACACAUGCGCCACAAGAGCUAGGUCCCGGCAAUGUGUGGGUGACUUUGACGUUCGCACAGUCCCAGGAUGGGAAAAUCGCUGGGGCAAACAAGAGGCCAUUGCGUCUGAGUGGCGAGAAAAGCAUGAACAUGACACACCAUUUGCGUGCGAUGCACGACGCCAUCCUCGUUGGUAUCGGCACCGUGCUCGCUGAUGACCCUCGCUUGAACGUACGGCUGGACAACUAUUCAGGUUUGUCUCCUAGACCUGUGAUACUCGAUUGCCAUCUUCAAAUGCCAUGCGAGUGCCGUCUUCUUCAGCGAGUCCCCCGCGCUGAUCCACUUGUGCUGUGUGCUGAGCCGGCAGAUCAGAACGCUCGCAAAGCAUGGGAAACGCGGCGGCAGGCACUUGAGCACGCCGGCGCUCAUAUACGCACCGUCGAGACCUUUACAAAUCCGCAAGGCAAGCUCCAUCUCGCAUGGCCAUCAAUCUUACAUGUUCUGGCGCAUGAGCAACUACAUUCUGUAAUGGUUGAGGGUGGCGCAGCUGUGAUCGAUAGCAUACUCGCUUCGCAUCAUCUCCUACACAAAGUCAUCGUGACCGUAUCACCAGUACGUGUGGGUGAAGACGGCGUUGGGUAUACAGCGACUCCGCUUCAGCAUGCACCCUAUCUACAACACAUCGACACUCUCGAGCUGCCGCCAGACACCGUUUUUGCAUGGGAUGUCGUCCCUUGCUAG